AUGGCCGACCUUGGUCCCUCGAAUCCUCGCCUCAAGGACCUGCACCUCGGGGUGAUGGCGUCCAAGCGUAUCGAUAUCUUCAAACGCCUCAUUCCCACUACUACAGAAUUUCCUACCCAUAAAGACUUCAAGCCGACAAUCGACAUGGCUCCACGCCCUUGCCCUGGGCUAGGUCGACUUGACCGCCUUCCCAUGGAUUUGCAUGUUCAAAUCUUCAAGCGUCUUAGUGUGCACACCAUCUGUGCCAUGCGCCAGGUCAACUCCUAUGCGAAGUCCGUCGUGGAGAUAAUCCCAGCCUUCAACAGCACACGAAAGUACGCUCCUCACGCUUUCCAGGCCAUCCUCCUGACAGGUGCCUGUACCCUAUUUACCAUACAGGAUCUUUUCAACGUGCUUGUUACCCCAGGUUGUCACCUCUGCGGAGCAUUCUCUGCCCAAUUAUACCUUCCGUCACUCUCUCGAUGUUGCACCAACUGCCUCGAGCUCUCUCCGUCGCUAGAAACAAUGAAGAUUUUCAUCGCCCAAGAUCUCUUUGGUCUCACAGGUAAACAGAUCAAAGAGAUGACUGGUGUCGUUAACGGGAUUGCCGGGUGGUAUCAUGACUACACUAUGUAUAGCUCGGUCAAGAGUACACCGACCCUUGUUUCGAGAGCCAUGGUGGAGGCUGCCGCAAUCCGCUUUCACGGGGGUCGGCUCGAGAUGGAGCGCUUCGUUGAAAACCGCAUAAAGAACGUAAAAAGCCGCCGAUUCCACACCAAACCCCAAGAAGAGUGGCAUACAAGAAAGAGGGCUACUGUCCAAUUCCCGUUGCUAGACAUUAAGAGCGGGGAAACCGCUGACGGAAUCUACUGUCGCGGCUGUCAGUUGAAGCACAAGCUCCCAGGUUAUAGGAAUUAUGCGGCUUGCGUUUUCAACGAGCCGGAUAAGGCCUGGCGGAUAAGGGAUGUCGCCUACGACGAUGCGGGGUUCAAUGCCCACAUCAGAUUGUGUCAGGACGCCAGGGACUUGUGGAAACAAAGUGAAGGUAGUAGGGAAUGGUGGUUGAACCUUAAGGACGAGGGGAUCAAGUGGUGGGAAGAGAGAGGAUCAGAGAGGAAAGACAGGAAAGCUAGCCGUGUCGGUAAGCAUAGAAUGGAUUACCCUCAGGAAACCCCUGAAGCCUUCCGCCAUCGAACUGUCGCCUACCUGAGGCAUCAUUCGUGCAUGGUAUCUCCAGCUUCAUUCCGUUAA
Molecule: messenger RNA, 1230 nt
Organism: Morchella sextelata
Lineage: Eukaryota; Fungi; Ascomycota; Pezizomycetes; Pezizales; Morchellaceae
Exons: 1
Coding region: 1-1230 (409 amino acids)
Molecular function (GO): protein binding
Source: RefSeq, a predicted model, not a curated record